UCCUGCUGUUUAGAAGCGUUGUCUCUGAGCGUUAACGGCGAACUGUCUAGAAUUCUUUUUUCGACCGGGAAUGCGGCACUUUGGACUAACUUAAUUAUGUCGCUCAUCGAUUUACCGAUAUCCCCAACACUUAGUGCGCCCGAGAUCAAACAUUUCCCAUUCCUCUUGUUUAACGUAUUAUCGGUAAACCGCCUGCAGUAUGGAAACACCCUCAAUAAUCUGGACCAUGACUUACACGUACGAAAUCGAUCUAGAAACUCGUUGCAUUUUGCGGAUCCGAAAUCUCUUGUUACUACAUGGGCCACAGUGUUCUCAUCCUUUCCUAGGUUAGGCCAUUUCUCUUUUUCCUCCCACAGGAAUCCUGUCCCUUGUAACCACUCCCUUAUCUUAGCUUUAUCACUUAGUGAUAGUUCACGUGACGCGUUAUCCACGGGAUUCAAUCUACUUUUCAUGUAUCUCUAUUGGUUCGGCGUGGACAACUCAUGUAUGGUUGCUAACCUGUUACUCACAAACCUUUCAAAUCUUUUAGUCGUAUUUUUUAUGCAAUGAAGCACAAUUGACGAAUCCGUCCAAUAGAUGACCGAUGAAAUAGGAAUAUUUAACUGUUAAGAUGGUGGUUCCUUUGCAUGCUUUCCGGUCUUAGCACACACAACACAGGCUGUUAAUUCCAUUCUGGGCAUAGUGACAAGUGUAAGAGGAGCAAAUCCGGACUUAACUAGCAGAAGUGAGCAAUGAAUCUGACCAGAAACACUUUCAUAAAGAAUAUACAUAACAACACCAUACGCAAGCUCAGAAACUUCGGCAAAACAAUGAAUUUGAGCAGAUGAUGGUUCAAACCUUGGUUUCAGACAUCUUGGUAUUCUCAAGUAGUCCGACUCUUUUAUGUGUCUACACCGAAUAUUCCACUUCGCUUUACAAUCCAUGAGUAACUCUGCGUCCCAGUCUAAUUUCUGCCGACAGGUAUCUUAUAAGAUCGCUUUGGCUGGUAGUAUUAUUAGGGCUAUAAACCCAAAUAGAUCAAAGAUAGAUGCUACGUACGACAAAAUGUUUCUUCUGGUUAGGUUUCCAUGAAAUUCAUGAACUUAUUGGACUCACAGACGGUAAUGUUUCCUUCAAUACGGUCUUCCUCUGG
Messenger RNA from Schistosoma rodhaini, 1132 nucleotides. Lineage: Eukaryota; Metazoa; Platyhelminthes; Trematoda; Strigeidida; Schistosomatidae. The record is from the annotation of a GenBank genome assembly.